UGUGCGACCGAGUGUGUCCGAGGGUGAAAGUGUGCUGUGGUACGCGGUGUGCGAGUGGAAUCCGGCCGCCAAAAGCAUCCAGAGUGCGCCAAACCUCACGCCGAUCGGAUCAUACUCGUGCUCCGAUCUCAGUCGAAAAGCCGACACCAGCAAGAACCUGCAGCAGCGGACGGACAUCUCCGGUGAAAAGUGCAUCGAAUCCACUUGGAAUCGCGUCCUGGCCCGCGCCCCAACCCCGCCGAGACUCAUGGCUGCCCCAACGACGCCCUCGCGACAGAUCCUCUUCGUUCUGGCGCUAUUGUUUGUUGUGAAGCUGGGCUCCGGACGACCGCAGAAUGCAAUCGAUAAUCAGGACAUGCCGGAGAUAAACCCGAACGAGCUGCGGAAACUGUACACAAACUACAACUCGUACGUCUCGAACCAGCUGGACAACUACGGGCUCGAUCCGCUGCAGCUCCAGCUGCUGGCGCAGUACGCCCAGACCAAUGCCAUCAGCGGCGGCGGAGGUGGCUGGGAUCAGCUGUACCGGGCGCCGGAAAUGAAGCGCCAGAUCCGGUACCGCCAGUGCUACUUCAACCCGAUCUCGUGCUUCAAGAAGUAAGACGCUCGGCUCCAGUGCAAGGAUGGGCUUGCCGACCCCUGCCCGAUCGAACGCAAUCGACGAUCGGACGCGGGCGGGAAGAGAUGAGGUGCGGGAGGGAGGGUUCGAGAGUUUCCAGUUUCUUCCAAUCUUUCCUCCUCCCCCUCACCAAGGACUGCCCUACUCUUUCAUCCUCAUCCCCACAACCAAAAAACGGUCCAGUUCGAGGCGAAAGGCGUUUGCGAAGGAAUCGAGUGUCGAUGUGAAGGAUUUCGGAUUCAGGGAUGAAGGAAGUUAUGAUAAAAAAAUGUCGUUAGAAAGAAAAAAAAGGUUGGGAAGAUUUAAAAAAUAUAUAUACAUAGAGAUAAAACCAAACUAACACAACAGAAGCAAAAAACACGAAAAACAAACAAGCAAACUCCUCCUCGGGUGUUGAGUCUUCUCCGGUAUCGGUUGCUGCUAAAAUCUACUUGGUGUGACAGGGAUGUUUUUAAAUGUUUAAACAAGCACACUUUAUUCACGCGGCUAUCGGAGCUGCAAGCAGAGUUCCAUGGUGGUGGUGGUGAGCUGGUGUCGAGGGGGAUAGGAGGCAGGGCGCGAGCAGCAAUUCCUUCAGUAUGGCGCAACACGUGCCAGUAGAUAAUUGUAGUACGAAAACCAAACCCUUAAGAAAAGCCUCAUUACCGUAUCCCCACCCGCCCCCAAUCGGAGCCAACAAUUGAAACACUGCGUGUAAACUAUAUGUAAACAAGAGUCCGUGGGAUGUCCACCCGGGUCACUCGGGGGAACGUAAAGUACUAGGAAAAAAAUACACUUCCCCGCAACGUACAGAUUAAAAAAGAAACAUGAUUUUCUUCGAGUUUGUCUCCUCGUUCUCCGUUCGUUGAGACGUCAGUCCAACCGCGGAAAGCUCACCCAACUCCCCCAGGGGAGGCUCGUGUAAUCGGUAAGCGGUAAGAAUGUUCACCCAAAACCUGGUCUGGUUCGCUUCGCUGAUGGUGAAUCUUGUACUUGUUUUUUUUUUUUAAUUCUCCAAAUUACUAACGACUACUUGGCAUUCGGUGGUGCGCUUCGGCAAGACUGCUUUUCCCUACCGGCCGUCCGGCGAAGGCUAAUUAUUGCGAGUGUGAAUGAUGGAAGCGCGAGAAAGAGGCUAGAAGAGGAGGUGAAAAGGUAAGCGAUCGGAAUUAAUUUGCCAGCAGCCGGACGUCAUGUUUCAUGCAUGGCCGAAUCCGGUGGUUCGUUAUGCGAAUGCGAAGACUUUUCCGGCGUGCGCUCGUUGGGAAAAGGGAAAACGAGAAGGUUGUACGGUUGAAAAAGGACUAGACAGAAAGGAAACUGGAAAAGGACAGUGAAACUGAAUGUUGUUAUCAAUUACUUAUUGCUGGACCGGCUACAACAGUAUAAAUGUCAAUCAAACAACAACCCAUCAUAAACAAAAAGACCAAAAUCAUGUAAUAGAGCACGUUCUUUGGGUUGCUUCGAUAACACUCUUCAUUACAGAUGCACCGCAGUCGUGUUACGUUGUACGGCCAGGAAAGCAUACCGAUGCACAUGUGUACUUAUACAACCAUAUAUACAAAUAUAUUUAUCGCAAAAUCUCAAAAUAAAUUAGAGC
Anopheles coustani is the source of this 2198-nucleotide messenger RNA. RefSeq lists its product as uncharacterized. The coding region runs from base 248 to 601 and encodes 117 amino acids. NCBI's taxonomy places the organism in Eukaryota, Metazoa, Arthropoda, Insecta, Diptera, Culicidae. The record is from RefSeq and is a predicted model, not a curated record. The transcript has 4 exons.